UAAGCAAAGUCUAUCUCUAUUCUACUUGCAUGCCUCCCUGCUUUUCAAUCUCUUCAUCAAAUUGAUGAUGAUUUAAACAAGUGUUAUUUUUGGUUAUUCCUUAGAUUAGAUGUCAGUGUCAAUAGAGUUGGGAUUUGAGGCCCCACAAUCCGUGUUCUUGAGUUGAUAUUUCUAGGAGAACGAGAAGACAAAGAGAGGGGCUUCAAUUCGAGAAUCAACCAAUUUGGCUGUUAAAUUUGAAAAUUUCCUGUUUUGACUUUGAAGAGAUGAAAAAAUAGUUUUGAUCAAAGAAAGAUGAAGUUUUGAGGAUUAUAGCAUAUGGGUGGUUCCUUGCUGUUGCCACAUUUGGUUCACUGAGGAUUUUUGGCAUGUCAGUGUUAACAUUUGAACUCAGCGGUUGAUAUAUUCACUACAUUUAUCAGAUUUUUUAGAUUGAAUUCACUGUAUGAUCGCUGAUCUGGCUUACUGGGUUUUAGUCAAAGUUGAUUUGGGGUGUUCAUUUGGUUUUAGCUGUGCUAAUUAAAGCUGAAUAGUGGUUUAGGGUUUUCAGAUGUGUUACUGUUUCUUGAAGUUGAAGGUUGUUUGGUAAUUUCUAGUUUUGAUUGAUGAAGUUUGCUUCUUGAAUAAUCUUUCAGUUAAAAAAAGGUUUGGAAUUUUGGUUAUGUCCAUAAACUACAGAGAAGAGUUCAAUAGUGAUCAAUUUUUGUUUGUCUUUUUUCCUGGAUUUGCGUUGUAUUAUUAGAGAAUUUAAGAAAGCUUUGUAGAUUCUGGUAUAUGAAUAAAUUUUACCAGAUAGUUGUUAGUUGGCCAUUGUAAGAUUUUGUUACUUAACUGAUGGCAACAAGUUCACCACCUCCAAAUGCAUCUCCCACUGCAGCGCCACCUUCACCACCCUCCACCACCUCUCCACCACCGUCCAACACCAGUACACCACCAUCAUCACAGCCCUCUUCUCCACCUCCUACAAUCUCCCCACCUUCUGAGCCCAAUGCUAACCCUCCUGAUCCCUCUACACCUUCUACUCCACCUCCUGCACAACCACCUGUCUCACCACCACCUCCUCAAAAUGCAUCUCCACCGCCGUUGGCAUCUACAACUUCUCCCCCUCCUCCUCAACAAUCCAUUUCACCUACAUCACCACCACCAUCUCCACCUGUAUCCAAUCCGCCGCCACCAGCACCAGAAGCAUCCAAUACACCUCCACCAAGUUCGUCGCCUCCACCACCGCCAGUAUCUAAUCCACCAAGGAGUUCACCUCCAUCAUCACCAGCAUCUACUUCACCAACUAAUUCCCCUCCACCACCACCAGUGGCCAGUCCACCAACAAGUCCUUCUCCACCACCAGUGGCCAAUCCACCAACGAGUCCUCCUCCAUCCCCACCAGUGGCCAAUCCACCAAUGAGUCCUCCUCCACCAUCACCAGUGGCCAAUCCACCAACAAGUCCUCCUCCACCACCAAAUUCAUCUCCCCCACCACCAAAAGCUUCAGCUCCACAACCAAAGCCAUCUACUCCACCAAAUAGUUCGCCCCCGCCCCCGCCACCACCAUCAACUGUUUCGCCUCAAAGUCCACCACCAUCAUCAUCAUCCACCCCACCUACAAGUUCAGCCCCUGCGCCUGCAGUGCCUCCUAGUAAUGCAGCUCCACCUACUAAUCAAACUCCUUCUCCACCUCCUUCUGGGGGAGUUCCUUCUGGUUCAAAUUCUUCUAUAAAUUCAUCACCACCCCCAGCUUUAAUAAGACUGUCACCGCCUCCUCCUCAAACUCCAGCCUCACCAAAUGUUAAUGGACCUAGUCCUAGUUCUCCUGAAAGCUCCAGUCCUUCAGAUAAUGGCGGCAUCAGUACCACAGGUCUAGUGGUUAUUGGUGUGGCCGUAGGAAUCAUAGCACUUACCCUCAUUGGACUGGUUGUUUGGUGCCUGAGGAAGCUAAGGAAGGAGCCUUCUGCACUUCAUAAUGUCUAUGUUGCGCCAUCCCCUCUGGGCUCUUCCCCCAGAUCAGAAACAUCUUAUACAAAGACAGCAGCUUCAGCUCCUCUUAUAAGAAGUGGCGGUUCUGGCAGCGAAUCAGUGUAUUCGUCUAAAGAGCCAGGUGGAUUGGGCAAUUCAAGGUCACUAUUUACGUAUGAAGAGUUAGUCAAGGCCACGGAUGGGUUUUCCACUCAGAAUCUUUUGGGCGAAGGUGGAUUUGGCUCUGUCUACAAAGGGUAUUUGCCAGAUGGGAGAGAUGUAGCAAUAAAGCAGUUAAAAAUUGGUGGGGGGCAGGGUGAGCGAGAAUUUAAGGCUGAGGUUGAGAUUAUUAGCCGUAUACACCAUCGACAUUUGGUUUCAUUAGUGGGUUAUUGCGUUUCUGAGAAUCGAAGACUGCUUAUAUAUGACUAUGUCCCUAACAAUACCCUUUAUUUCCAUCUUCAUGAAGGUAGACCAGUUUUAGAUUGGGCAACACGUGUAAAAAUUGCUGCUGGGGCAGCUCGUGGAAUAGCUUAUCUCCAUGAGGAUUGUCAUCCCCGUAUUAUUCAUAGAGAUAUCAAGUCAUCAAACAUUCUUUUGGAUAACAACUUUGAAGCUCAAGUUUCAGACUUUGGGCUUGCCAAAUUAACUCUUGAUGCAAAUACACAUGUGACCACACGUGUUAUGGGAACUUUUGGAUACAUGGCCCCUGAAUAUGCAUCAAGUGGCAAGUUGACUGAGAAAUCUGAUGUAUUCUCGUUUGGAGUUGUACUUUUGGAGCUAAUUACUGGCAGAAAGCCUGUGGAUACAUCCCAACCAGUUGGAGAUGAGAGUCUGGUGGAAUGGGCUCGUCCAUUGCUAAGUCAUGCACUUGAUAAUGAAGAAUUUGACGGAUUGGCUGAUCCAAAGCUUGGAAAAGACUAUGUUGAAAGUGAGAUGUUUCGGAUGAUUGAGGCUGCUGCAGCUUGUGUACGACAUUCAGCUGCCAAGAGGCCACGAAUGGGACAGGUUGUCAGAGCUUUUGAUAGUUUAGCCACGUCAGAUCUAAGCAAUGGAAUGAGAGUUGGUGAAAGUGAGAUUUUUAACACUGCACAACAAUCUGAAGAAAUUAGAUGGUUCCGAAGGAUGGCAUUUGGUAGUCAAAAUUACAGUACAGAUUUUUUUAGCCAGGGUAGCAAGGAUAAUUAAGAGGAAUAGUAAAUAUUAUGGGGAGAUUUGUUUACAUUUAAAGCAUGAGGGUUUGCCUUGCCAAAAUGGAUCCAUGUUCGAGUUGCAUUCACCCCAUUUAUGCAGAGAUUUAUUUUUCAAACCCUAACACUUGUAAUUAGGUUCUUUGGUAUCAACAUAUUUGCUGCAAUUCUUUGAGCUUGUAAUUAUUCUUAGCAAAUUUUUCAUACAACAUUGUUUAAUGAUGAUAAUAAAGUUCUUAUACAAAUUUGUUCUA
This is a messenger RNA of Mangifera indica (mango), 3394 nucleotides long. RefSeq names its product proline-rich receptor-like protein kinase PERK9. Gene Ontology annotation, biological process: protein phosphorylation. NCBI's taxonomy places the organism in Eukaryota, Viridiplantae, Streptophyta, Magnoliopsida, Sapindales, Anacardiaceae. Gene Ontology annotation, molecular function: protein kinase activity; ATP binding. The record is from RefSeq and is a predicted model, not a curated record. The transcript has 8 exons. Bases 835 to 3138 code for a protein of 767 amino acids.